AUGGAGGGUGUAGACGCAAAAAUUGAAGAAAUCGAGACUUUUUGUGAUCAAUAUUUUGAGAACUUUCCGACAAAAAGUGACGAGGAUCGUUGUGUCGAUGUGAAGAGUCGAGUCCAAGAGUUGCUUCAGAGUUUAAACCAAAAGGAUAAAGGGAAUUUCGAUGUGUCUUUAUUGCUGUUGAAGGGACGAAUUUCGAAUUUAUGCAUUGAUUAUAGUGGAGAAUGCGAAGAACUAUUGGCACAAUACGUGAAACUAAAGCCAUCCGAUCCUCGAGGAUGGACAGAGCUCGGGAAUUGUCUACUCAAAAAGCCGGAUGUUGAAUACGCGCUUGAAUGUUUAGAGUGUGGAUAUGAGUUUUGCAAAUCGGCUGAACUAUUGAGCCUUCUUGCUACAGUGAUCCGGUUCACACUUGGAACGAUUACCGAUAAGAAACUCGCGGCUCAAGCUAGAGCGGCUUUGCUUUCGCUCGCAAAUGCUCGUUUUGGAAGUUUCUUUCAUUUGGAGAAAAACCAUUUUGAAACACUUGAAAACGCAACGGAUGCUUAUCAAAAAGCACUCAAAAAUCGUCGAACUGGCUAUGAUCCGGCUCUUCAUCUAAAUCUUGCCACAGCUUACAGAUAUCUAGAUAAAUACGCUGAAGCGAUAAUUCAUUUGAAAAGAGCUCACGUCUUGGAGCCUUUCUCUCCAAUUGCUAUGGAUCGACUCAAAUCUCUCAACAACAUCAUUUUGUCUAUUUCAAAGGGCAUCACCAAGCAUAGUAAAAUUUCGAUUUUUGAAACUUCAAAGGGAAUAGACGUAAAUAAGACAAAAGUAGUGGGGAGAAUUGUAACCAAUGUGGCAUCAUCGGAAGAUGUGCCAAGAGUUUUCCUUGUGAUUGAUGAAAGUGGCUUUUGCGCUGCAAUCUCAAUAUACAAUUGCUCGAAUCAUUUCCAACUCUCUAUCGGUGACGAAUUGACAAUCGCUAAUCCACUGCUGAAUGUGAUUGAGAAUGUUGAAGUGGAAAUGGAUGAGAAGCAAGUGCUGAAUGCGUCAUUUCAUUCAAUCCGAGUUGCGUCCCCGUUGUACAUUCUACGAAACGGUCAAAAAGUGAAAUCCACUGAAAUCGCGAUAGCGACAGUCGCUUUCACCAAUCAUGCUGAAACU
This is a messenger RNA of Mesorhabditis belari, 1143 nucleotides long. The record is from the annotation of a GenBank genome assembly. Lineage: Eukaryota; Metazoa; Nematoda; Chromadorea; Rhabditida; Rhabditidae.